ACUCGAGGAAUCACAUUUGGCGCGAUUUUCAGCGGUUUCGGGAAAGCAACCAACGACGGUGGUUCUUCUUCAGCGUGUUUUGCCACCGUGCCCGGACUCCCGGAAGAUCGUCCCUCCUGACGAUAAGAGCUUGCGAAGAGCUCCUCCGCCCUCCCAUCUUCUUCCUCUCGCCCUCUCCGACUGUCCGCGCCGUUUCGCGUUCCGGAAGUGGUGGACAAGGAGCUAAUGCGCGCGGUUUGGUACGAGUCCUACGGCGGAGGAGCCGCCGGUCUCAAGCAUGUAAAAAUUCCGGUUCCUGAGCCAAAGAAUGAUAAGGUUUUGCUGAAACUGGAAGCGGUUUCUAUAAAUCCAGUCGAUUGGAAAAUACAGAGUGGAAUGCUAAGACCCUUUCUUCCUCCAAAGUUCCCUUACGUACCUGCCUGCGAUGUGGCGGGAGAGGUGGUUGAGGUUGGUCCUGGAGUUAAAAAAUUUAAAGCUGGCGACAAAGUUGUAGCCUACCUCAGUAUUAGUAACGGUGGUGGAUUUGCCGAGUUCGCAGUCGCAAAUGAGAGCCUGACAGUGGCAAGGCCACCUGAAGUAUCCGCACCAGAAGGGGCAGGGUUACCCGUAGCUGGACUCACUGCUCUCCAGGCCCUCACCCAAGCUGCUGGGCUAAGGCUGAACGGGAGAGGGCCACUGAAGAAUAUCCUGAUUACCGCUGCCUCAGGCGGCGUUGGCCACUAUGCGGUUCAACUUGCGAAGCUAGGAAACACACACGUGACUGCAACUUGUGGGGCUCGCAACAUCAACUCCGUCAAGAGCCUCGGUGCUGAUGAGGUCCUUGACUACAAGACCCCUGAGGGAUCCGCCUUGAAAAGCCCAUCCGGCAAGAAGUAUGACUUCGUGGUCCACUGCGCACGUGCUUUCCCCUGGUCAGUUUUCGAGCCAAACUUGAGCGAAUGCGGCAAAGUGAUAGAUAUCACCCCAAGCAUCAGCACAAUGACGACUUUCGCUCUCAAGAAACUCACCUUUUCCAAGAAGCAGCUCACGCCUUUGUUAUUAACACCCAAGGGCGAGAAUCUGGAAUUCCUGGUUAAGCUGGUUAAGGAAGGGAAGCUCAAGACCAUCAUCGACUUGAAGCAUCCGCUGAGCAAAGCUGAGGAUGCUUGGGCGAAGUCUAUAAGUGGUCACGCCACUGGUAAGAUCAUUGUAGAGCCAUAGGCACUAAUUGCUGGUAUUGUCUAUGAUAGUGAUUUUCUUCUUGCUGAGAAUGUUAUUGAACGUUCUGCUCAUUUUCAUCUUUUAGAAAGAUUUCUGGAAAGCGUGAUAUCGCUUUGAACGGAGCGAUGUACAUUGUAAUGAAAUGCUUAUGAAUGUGUUCUUCUCUUCGAAUCAUUUCUCCUUUGCCACU
Eucalyptus grandis is the source of this 1390-nucleotide messenger RNA. Its product is annotated as chloroplast envelope quinone oxidoreductase homolog. The record is from RefSeq and is a predicted model, not a curated record. Lineage: Eukaryota; Viridiplantae; Streptophyta; Magnoliopsida; Myrtales; Myrtaceae. The coding region runs from base 226 to 1200 and encodes 324 amino acids. Gene Ontology annotation, molecular function: oxidoreductase activity. The transcript is spliced from 4 exons.